Coccidioides immitis RS is the source of this 2242-nucleotide messenger RNA. RefSeq names its product aspartyl protease 4. The record is from RefSeq and is a predicted model, not a curated record. Bases 134 to 1618 code for a protein of 494 amino acids. Gene Ontology annotation, molecular function: aspartic-type endopeptidase activity. Gene Ontology annotation, biological process: proteolysis. Lineage: Eukaryota; Fungi; Ascomycota; Eurotiomycetes; Onygenales; Onygenaceae. The transcript has 4 exons.
AUUGAGAUCAAGAUAUGGGAUGAAAUUGCGAAACCCUUGCCAAAAUUGAAAAAAGAUCCUCAUACUCCCAGCCCCGGAAUUAUCUGAAUGAAGACCCAGAAGGCCGACGUACAAUACAUCCUUUUCUAGGAUCAUGCAUCUUUCCUCAUGGCUCCUUUCUGCGGGGAUACUCUCGACGGGUGUGUCCGCAUUCUAUCCUAUCAAACUGCCAAAAUGGGAUGCCCCCGGCCUUCCGAAUUCUGGUCGAAGACGGUUUUAUCCAGUAGUACCCUUCACGAGGAUGCCUCUUCAAGAUGAGAAGAAGCCAUUGACUCUAGAUCUCGUGAAGGUGCCGCGGAAGGUCCGUCGUGAGAAUAAAUACAGUGCUAUAAUGGGAUCAGAUCCCAGAAUGGAAAACAGUGUUGCCGUGAAUCAGGAUGGUCAAGACUACUCUUACUUCUCCGUUGCCAGAUUUGGAUCGGGGGGCCAGGAAAUGUGGUUGCUGCUGGACUCGGGUGCUUCGGAGUCCUGGGUGAUGGGCUCAAACUGCACGGCUGCAGCCUGCUUGCAACACAACAGGUUUGGAAUCGAGCAUUCGAAGACACUAAGUGUCACAGACGAAGAGUGGGAGGUGAGCUACGGCACUGGACAUGUGGAGGGCGUCAUAGUGAGGGACACGUUGUCGAUGGCUGGUUUCCAACUCGAACUCGAUUUCGGCUCCGCACUGAAUGUCUCCCAGGACUUUGCCAACUACCCUAUGGAUGGGAUUCUAGGACUAGGCCCAUCCAAAAUAACCAAGUUGAAGCCAAUUUUGCAGGUCAUUGCGGACCAGAAGCUCUUUAAAAAGAACAUUUUUGGGAUCAGUUUGCAGCGCGCCGCCGACGAUACCAGGGACGGACAGCUGACUUUUGGCGAUAUCGACAAAAGCAAAUUCACCGGGGACAUUACAUAUACGGAUGUCAUCAAGAGUACCAAUCGAUGGGAAAUUCCAGUUAGUGAUGCCAUUGUUGGCGGUAAGCGCGUUAACUUCACCAAAAAGAGCGCCGUCAUCGAUACGGGAACUUCGUUCAUCUUGGUGCCAAUGAAGGAUGCGGAGGCCAUGCAUGCCUUGAUCCCAGGGUCGAACAAAGGUGAUCAGUAUUUCACCAUCCCCUGCGAUACAAACCUCUCCCUAGAAAUUGAAAUUUCCGGCGCGAGAUGGACCGUGUCUCCCAAAGACUAUGUCGGAAGCCGAAAUGGAGAUAGUUGUAACUCGUACAUUCUCCCUCGUCAAGCCCUCGGUCCAGAUCAAUGGCUAUUGGGCGAUACCUUUUUAAAAAACGUUUAUUCCGUGUUCGACUAUGACGAGAGUCGGAUAGGAUUUGCCGCUCGAGAAUAUCCAGGAACUCCUCCUUCCAACAAGUCCACACCCCCCAACGCUGUUUCAAGUGUCAAAAUAGUUUCCGAACCAACGACCUCCCCCGUUCCUCCACGGGAUGCGAAUGCUAAUCCGACUGAAGGUUCGAGUCAACCGAGCGACAAAAACACACCGGAUAAAGAGGGAGCUGCAGCUUUCCUUUCGACUCCCGGUUGGCUUUCGCUUGCUGUUUUCUUCUCGACCGGAUAUUCUUGGUAUCUGUCGAGCUCGGGAAUGUUGUGAUCGCAUUCCACAUUCAUAGAUUUUUUUGUGUAAGCAUCUACACAUCAUAUCUUAGAGCACGAUACAUAUUGUUGUAGAUUCUUGUCUCCUUAUUCCCUGCAUCCAGCUUUUCUCCAAUACCUUUGAUUCCACAUUUUUUUGGAGUUUCUCCUGAACAACAUUUCACACCAAACUCACAGCAUUUCUUUCCUUGCUCCUUGUUUUUUUCUGGUUUGUUUUCCAUCAUGUGCUCCAUCUGGUGGUUCUUUUAUGUUUGCAUUGUUCAUACAAUUCAUUAUGUUCGUGAGGUCAUUUAUACAUCAUUGCAUAGCGUUGGCUUUGGCUCUUCCCCGUGGUUAGUGGUUGAUUUGAUUUUUGAUUUCACAUCUCCUUCCAGAACAGUGUUGUUUUUAGAUUUGCCUUUUAUUGGUUCUUUUGGUCCAUCAAUAUCUUGCUUUCGGCCUGUUGUGAAUCUACAUGGCAGGCUCUGUCUUCUGUGACUAUCUUCUCAUGGUUUAUUUUAUUUUAAAGAGGCACUUUUGAGCAGCAUUUUGAUUGAAUUUGGCGAGAUCUUGUGAUGGUAUGUUUUAGAUAUACAAAUUUUUGGUUUAGAUACAACAACAUCAGCUAAGAUAUUGACAUCUA